AUUAGUGGUGUGUCUCAUUUAGGUGCGCAAUCAACAGAUGAGUUCCUGAUGGGCAGAUCAGUAACUACACACAUGUUAGGUUCUAGUUUCAGAUACCAUCAGCUCUUCUCAUGAGCAGGAAGUACCCUCAUAGGCACUUUGAAACAACGCAAGGACUGCAAUGCCAAGACCUUGUCUUCUCAUUUUGAUAUGGGCCAGUGCUCUAACUUCAGGAACUGGUGGAUUUAGUAUCAGGCUUGUGAAUGGUAGUAAUGACUGCUCUGGAAGAGUCGAGAUCCUUCAUGGUGGCCAAUGGGGAACAGUGUGCGAUGAUUCCUGGGACAUUAACGAUGCUGCUGUGGUGUGCAGACAGUUGGGAUGUGGAGAAGCUGUUAGUGCACACUCCAAUGCUUAUUUUGGCAGGGGAAGUGAUCCGAUCUUGUUGGAUGAUGUGAAAUGUACAGGAAGUGAAUCAUCCCUCACACAGUGUGCACACUCUCCUAUUCACGACUGUCGUCAUCAAGAAGAUGCAGGUGUCAUCUGCUUGGCCAUGAGAUUGGUCAAUGGGUCUGAUUCAUGCUGUGGAAGAGUGGAGAUCCGGUAUAAUGGCCAGUGGGGAACCGUGUGUGAUGAUGACUGGGGCAUGAAUGAUGCGGCUGUGGUGUGCAGACAGUUGCAGUGUGGCUCAGCCAUCAGUGCACCUCAAAAUGCCGCCUUUGGUCAAGGCCGAGGAUCGAUCUGGCUGGAUAAUGUUGGAUGUUCGGGAGGUGAAGGAAAUCUCAUAAAUUGUUCACACCAAGGACUAGGAAAUCACAACUGUAAACAUACUGAAGAUGCUGGUGUUGUUUGUUCAAGAGCCUUUGCAGGUGACCUGGACAAGCCCACUCUUUCCCUGAUCACUACACAUGCAGUUGUUUCUCCUGGAGAAAACAUUCAGUUCAGAUGCACAACACCUAAAUCAAGAUGCAAUGCUGCUGCUGAAUUCCACCUCUUCAUAAAUGGAUCAUCUGUGUCCUCCAAGAAACACGUAUCUAGUGCGACUUUCAACCUUUUUAAUGUAGGCGUCUCACAUCAGGGCAUCUACAGCUGUAAUUACUCCUACCAAAACAGCAUUAUGAAGUCACCUUGGAGUAACACUGUUCAAAUCACUGUCGUGCACUUGCUGCAGCCCAGCGUGCCCCGCAUUGCUCCUGAUGGGUGGUUUGGCGUGGGACCUCAGGGGCCCGUGAUCACCAGGGGCCACAGUUUCACCAUCAUCUGUUCCACUGAAUCUCAGUAUCCUGGAGGCCUCUUCUACCUGUUUAGGGACUCAGAUAUCACCGGUUUUCAGUCAGCUGUUAAUCUCUCUGCCUCCUUCUCCUUUCCUGAGGCAGAUUAUUCCCAUGAAGGAAACUACAGCUGUGUUUAUGAAGUCAGUUUGUCCUCACGCACCUUCCGUUCGUCUGCCUCUGAACUGCUGGUCAUCACUAUCAAAGCCUCCCUGCUUCCAGUCAUCGGUGUUGCGGGGUCAGCUGCGCUGCUCUUACUGUCUGUCCUCGUAAUCAUCCUCCUGGUCAAGAGAAGACAAAAGCAAAAGAAAAAGGAAACUCAUUUUAAGUGCUCUUUUAAAAAAGGUCCAGCUAUUAUGAAUACAGGUGGAUCCAAUGACAACAAAUAUGAAGAUGAUGAUGAUGAUGCUGAUUAUGAAAAUGUACAACUUGAUGAAAACAUGGAUCAUGAUGAUACUGAUCAGGACCAUAUUAAUAGAGACUCUUAUAAUUCUGAAGAGGACUAUGUCAAUGUGGACACAGAUGACUCUGAAGAAGACUAUGUCAACAUGAACGUUAAUAUAGAGAAUAAAAGUGUGGUAGUCAAAUCUGAUGAUAACAUUUAUGAAAGCUGUUGUGAUGAAUAUUGAGUAAACCUAAAAUACUAUUAUUAAUGAGGCUCCAAACAGAUGAUUUU
Messenger RNA from Pimephales promelas (fathead minnow), 1923 nucleotides. Lineage: Eukaryota; Metazoa; Chordata; Actinopteri; Cypriniformes; Leuciscidae. The record is from RefSeq and is a predicted model, not a curated record.